Molecule: messenger RNA, 969 nt
Organism: Schistosoma intercalatum
Lineage: Eukaryota; Metazoa; Platyhelminthes; Trematoda; Strigeidida; Schistosomatidae
Source: the annotation of a GenBank genome assembly
CUUCAUACCAAUUUUUUGUAUAAAUAAGUAAAGAGUGCAUCGUGAUGUCUUCUGGUAAUUAUGCUGCUCCUCUCCAUAAAUUAGAAUUAAUAACCCCUAUAGUUCCUCAUGUGGCCCAGACAACCAAUUAUUUAGUAAGUCCCAGACAAUAAAGAAGAAAUUUUCAAGUCUCAAAUAUCUCGAAAUUUAUUCGUUCUACUGAAAAUCUUUUACUGUGUAUUCGAUUUUAGACUACUAUUAUGAAGAAAGCUCCGUACGACAAAAAUGCUCCAAGGCGACCUCUUUCAGCAUUUAUGUUGUUCAUGAAAAAGCGCAGACAAGAAUCAGAAUAUAUUGCUUCGCAGUCAUUUUCAGAUAGAAAUCGUAUUAUUGCUACUGAAUGGGCUGCUCUAUCUGCUGAAGAGAAACAAGUAUAUACUGACCAAGCUGCCGAAGAUCGUGAGUUAUACAAAAAAUUGUUUGCUGAAUACAAAACUACUGAUAAUUACAAGAAAUGGUUAGCUUCCAAUGAAACGGUCAAUGCUAACGGGCCCAAAGCUGGAUGUAAACGACCAGUAAAACAAAUAUCACAUACUAAAAACAAUGACAUAGAAGCAGAUUGCAAAAUUUCAAUAUUUACUCAUGAAUUUCUGGAAUACAACAGACUUCGUGAAGUUAUCUUGCGUCAAUUGAAGAAACACGUAUCACAACUUGAAGAAGAAACCGCUCUACUAAGUAAGCAUGUGGAAAAUCUUGUAAAUGCUGAAAAUCGGACAAAAAAUCAAAUUAAUACAACGAAGGAAUUACUAACCAAUGAAGAAAAUUUAUUGAAACAGCUAUGUAAAGAGUUAACAGUUGCUUUAAGCGAUGUCACUUUAUCCAAUAAUACAUCCGAUAUAAGUUUAAAAGGAAUUGAACGUAUUACAGAAACUAGUGUGGAAUCAUUUUUUUCAAAAUUAGAAUCAUUAAAAAAUUCUUCAUCUUAUUUAG